AUGCUAUCUCAAUGCGUGUAUUUAUCAGACCGCGAUGGUAUGUACUUGCGGAACGAGUCCGUUCCGCUCGCUGCCGACGCGAAGUUUUCCGACUUCGCUACGCUGAAUGAUGACGAUUCUUCUGACGAGCUGGUGUUCGCUACUGUUGCCUGGUCAUCAUCGAUGCUGUCCUCGUCUGCAUCUCCUCGGCCUGAUGUGGAAAGAAUCGUCAACCAUGAGAGCAUGCGUGGGAAGUCGAGCGGAUCCCGUGCGCACGAGGGCAUUUCUCUGGAUGACUGUUUCAGGAACUUUGUGAAACCGGAAACGCUAGACCAGUCUAACUUGUGGUACUGCUCCACCUGUAAAGAGCACCGGCAAGCGCGCAAGACCAUGGAGAUGUGGCGUCUGCCGGACGUGCUCGUGCUGUCGCUCAAGCGGUUCGAGUACCGCAACGAGAUCCUGCGCGACAAGCUGGACGUGUACGUGGACUUCCCGCUGGAGGGUCUGGACAUGUCGCCGUACUGCCUCGAGAAGAGCAGUGAGAAGGACCACCUAAGCUACGACCUGUUCGCUGUGAGCAACCACUACGGCAGCAUGGGCUUCGGCCACUACACGGCCUUCGCCAAGAGCUGGAAGGACGGUGAUGGCGAGAUGUUCCCCGGCUGGUACUCUUUCGAUGACAGUCUCGUUACGCCAGCGAUGCCUAGUCAGGUCAAGUCGAACGCAGCCUACAUCCUGUUCUACAAGCGCAAGAACCUCCAGGCCGAGCCAAUGCCCAGCAAAGCGUCGAUCCCCCAGACAAAACAGAGUUAG
This is a messenger RNA of Phytophthora sojae, 792 nucleotides long. RefSeq lists its product as hypothetical. The coding region runs from base 1 to 792 and encodes 263 amino acids. The transcript has a single exon. Lineage: Eukaryota; Oomycota; Peronosporomycetes; Peronosporales; Peronosporaceae. The record is from RefSeq and is a predicted model, not a curated record. Gene Ontology annotation, molecular function: cysteine-type deubiquitinase activity. Gene Ontology annotation, biological process: protein deubiquitination.